UAAGAGAGUCUCUAGCUAUAAUUAACUUCUCCAUUUCAACUACUUCACAAGCCUUGAAAUGUAACAACUUCACAAUCACUUUUCUCCUUAUUUAUAAACCUGCAUCAAAUCUCAAAUAACACAAAUCUUUACUGCAAAACAAAAGAAAGAGUUAUCCAAAAGAAUCUUUACUGCAAAACAAAAGAAAGUGUUAUCCAAAAGAAAAGCAUUCUCCAAAAUGACCAAACGUUCAACAUUCUCACUUUUAACAUCAAUCGCUCUCAUAGUUGCUCUUUUUUCUGCAACAAUUGCACUCGAUCCUGCCCCUGAAGAGCCGAUAUUCGAAUUGUACAUGCAUGAUAUACUUGGUGGAAGCAGUCCAACGGCAAGACCCAUUACUGGUUUGCUUGGAAACAUUUACAACGGCCAAGUACCAUUUGCUAAGCAAAUCGGUUUCGUUCCACCGGAAAACGGUGUAGCUAUACCAAAUGCGAACGGUGCAAUACCGACGGUUAAUGGUAUCAACGGCAUUCCUCUAGGCACCGGUUUAUCCGGUACAGCGUUUUCAGGUCAGAAUCUAAAUGGGAUUCAGACACAACUGGGACCUGAUGGUCUGAGUCUUGGCUUUGGAACGAUCACAGUGAUUGACGACAUAAUCACAUCCGGUCCUGACUUGGGUUCUCAGCCACUUGGCAAAGCUCAGGGGGUUUAUGUUGCAAGCUCAGCAGACGGAAGUACACAGAUGAUGGCUUUCACUGCUAUGCUUGAAGGUGGAGAGUACAAUGAUAAUCUCAAUUUCUAUGGAAUCUAUAGGAUCGGAAGCGCCAUGUCCCAUCUUUCUGUGACCGGAGGAACCGGAAGGUUUAAGAACGCUUGCGGGUUCGCAGAGGUUAGGCCGUUGAUUCCUUCGGGGCAACACUUUGUUGAUGGAGCAGAGAUGCUGUUGAGGAUCAUUGUCCAUCUUAAGUACUGAAACUUAUGUUCAAAACUUGAAACUGAAUGUUUAUAAAAUGUGUGAUUCAGUUUGCGAAUUGAGAAUGUUUUCUUCUUGUGAUGGACACAACUCAAAAGAAGACUUGGAUUUUAUA
Molecule: messenger RNA, 1067 nt
Organism: Brassica napus (rape)
Lineage: Eukaryota; Viridiplantae; Streptophyta; Magnoliopsida; Brassicales; Brassicaceae
Product: dirigent protein 18-like
Exons: 1
Coding region: 218-952 (244 amino acids)
Source: RefSeq, a predicted model, not a curated record